AUGUUUCCAAAGAAAAAAGAAUUGGUAUCAAAUGAUAAAGAUUGUUCUACCGUUAUGAAUUUACGAUGCUUCCGUAAAACAUUGUUCUUCGUCAAUAACGAGACUUUUCAAUAUGUGUAUGAAAUGGAAAUUAUCUUCAGACAAUAUAUUUCUCAUUUCCAAUCCUAUAAAAUAGAUAAAGCUGAAAAGACGAGACACGUUAUUUUACAAGACAGCGAAGUUGACAUUUUUGGAGGAGAGACAAACAGCGAUGAGGACUUUAUAUUAUCGGAAAGCGAAGUCGAAAGCGAAGAGGAUGGACUUGACUAUGAUGACGACUAUGAAUGCAGUCCGAAGAAAGUGCUGAGGAGGAAGUAGAACAACAAGAACCAUCUUCUAGCUCAGGU
Trachymyrmex septentrionalis is the source of this 386-nucleotide messenger RNA. RefSeq lists its product as uncharacterized. The record is from RefSeq and is a predicted model, not a curated record. Bases 1 to 357 code for a protein of 118 amino acids. NCBI's taxonomy places the organism in Eukaryota, Metazoa, Arthropoda, Insecta, Hymenoptera, Formicidae. The transcript has 3 exons.